This is a messenger RNA of Coniosporium apollinis CBS 100218, 348 nucleotides long. RefSeq lists its product as uncharacterized. Bases 1 to 348 code for a protein of 115 amino acids. The transcript is spliced from 2 exons. Gene Ontology annotation, cellular component: mitochondrion. The record is from RefSeq and is a predicted model, not a curated record. NCBI's taxonomy places the organism in Eukaryota, Fungi, Ascomycota, Dothideomycetes. Gene Ontology annotation, biological process: mitochondrial respiratory chain complex IV assembly.
AUGCCGUCGUCAUGUAAAGACAUACGCGCAGCACUCGCAAUCUGCCUCCAGAACUCCGACUGCAUAAUGGUCCAGCGCAACACUCCUUCCGACUGUCUGCGCCCUCCGCUCUGCAAAGAACUACCGACGCGCUGCCAACAGCUUCAGAAGGGCUAUGCCGAGUGCAAGAGGGGCAUGGUCGAUAUGCGCAAGCGCUUUCGAGGGAACAGGCCUGUGGCUGUCAGUGUGGAGUUGGAGGCCGGAGCCGAUGAGCCGAGCCAUCAGCUUUACGCGGGGAGGCCGGCUGUCAGUGGGGUGGUGGGUGUGGCCAAGGAAGAGGGUGCUGGAGAGGCGAAGGAGGAGCGGUGA